Messenger RNA from Lycium barbarum (goji berry), 1500 nucleotides. RefSeq lists its product as uncharacterized. Lineage: Eukaryota; Viridiplantae; Streptophyta; Magnoliopsida; Solanales; Solanaceae. The transcript is spliced from 3 exons. The record is from RefSeq and is a predicted model, not a curated record. Bases 1 to 1500 code for a protein of 499 amino acids.
AUGGUUAAUGUGUCACAGAAAAUCUGGUUAUUCUGGACUGAAGAAUGGCAAGCACAAGUUAUAGUUGACUCAGUACAGCAUGUUACUAUUAAGCUAUCUCAUAUAAAUAUGCAGUAUGAAGCAUAUGUCACUGCUGUGUAUGCCAAAUGCAGUGGUGCAGAGAGGCAGGAAUUAUGGGACUUAAUUGGACAGGUGGCUCUUAAUGUUCAUGUGCCCUGGAUAGUUGGAGGUGACUUUAUUGUUAUUCUCAAACAUGAGGAAAAGUUGGGAGGCCUUCCAGUUCAUCACACUGAAACUGCUGAAUUUGCUCAUUUUAUACACUUGGUGGAAGGCAGAAUAUUGGAGGAUUGCAUAUUCAAGAGACUUGAUAUAGUUCUGGGAAAUCAGGAUUUCGUGGACUUAUUCCCAUCAGCUGAAGUUGUUCAUCCGAUUAGACAUGGUUCUGAUCAUGCCCCUCUCCAUGUAGUGUGUGAUUCUCAGACUGAAGUGGUAGUUAAGCCUUUUAAAUUCCUAAAUUUUUGGAAUCCUCAUCCAAAGUUCAUGGAAGUGGUGGAAAACAACUGGUGGUUGGAUUUUGCAGCCAAUCCUUUCAAUGAGUUGCAGGCUAAAAUGAAAAAGGUGAAGCAGGCCUUGGCAGUAUGGAGUAGGGAAACAUAUGGCAAUAUUUUCCAACAGAUAUCCACAAUGAAGGAUUUAAUCAAAGUCAGUGAGUUGCAGUUUGAAUUGAAUCCCUCAAGUCUGAAUAGAGAAGCUUUGCACAAAGCUCAGGCUGAUUUUAAUAGAUAUUUAUGCUUGGAGGAGGAAUACUGGAAACAAAAGACUGGCAUGAGGUGGUUCAAGGAUGAAGAUAGAAAUACUAAGUUUUUUCAUAAUUAUGUUAAAGGAAGAAGAAGGAAGUUGGCAGUUCAUACUAUACAAAAUAGUCAAGGGGACUGGUUAAACACAAAUGCUGAGAUUGGUCAGGAAGUUGUUCUUUCUAUCAACACCGGUUCAGACAAGAGGCAACAUCAGGAUGAGGACUUGACUACUUUACCUAGUGAUGAAGAAGUCAACAAUGCAGUGUUUGGAUUAAAUGGGGAUACUGGUGGUCCAGAUGGUUUUUCAGGCCAUUUCUUUCAAACAUGUUGGGGUAUCAUAGGUAGAGAUGUAACUAAUAUGGUAAGGGCCUUCUUUUGUAGUCAAGAACUGCCAAGAUGUAUCACUCACACAAAUCUUGUUUUGAUUCCAAAAAAGGAGAAUAUAAACACCUUUGCUGAUCUGAGACCUAUCAGUCUAAGCAGUUUUGCUAAUAAAAUCAUCUUUAGAGUUCUACAUGAAAGAAUUGUUCCACUGUUGCCUGCUAUUAUAUCAACCACUCAGACUAGUUUUGUUAAAGGUAGGAGCAUUGUGGCGAAUGCACUACUGGCCCAAGAGAUCAUCAAGGAUAUUAAUAAGAGAAACAAACUACACAAUGUGGUGGUAAAGCUUGACAUGGGAAAAACUUAUGAUAGAGUUUCAUAG